CAAUGUUUACGAUACGAAGAAAACAUGCGGUGUCUAAUGUACUGGAGAUGUUCAGUUAAUUUUAUACUUGAUUGUGCCAUCUACAUUUGAGUAUGUUUGUUUCUUUCUGGUUUGUGACAAGUUGUUUUCAAUUUCUGCAUAGUUAUAACCUCUGACACAUCUUAUGAGAAACAUACGAGUCCUUCAAAUGCGGCAAAAGAUAAAUAAAAUGAAACAUCUAGUAAUCUGGCACAUCGUGUGACUUUUAUUUAGCUGUGAAAGACGAGAAAAUCAAUAUAUUGUGCAUUGUUUUGAGAUGUGAGUGGAUCGUAGUUCUAAAAUGACGCUAAUUCGCAUGGGAACUUCAAUCAAGAUUUGCAAAACACUCCGAAAUUUUUGCACUACCAGUUCAAGGAGUUUUGCGAGAAAAAUUGUUUUAGAUACUCAAAAUGACAUUACUGCAGGACAACAGAUGAUUAUGACUUUCAGGGAAAAAGUUGAGAACAGAAGAAAUGAGGCGAAGAGGAGUGUAAUAGUGCAGGUGCAGUCUGAGAAAUCUGCAACCGAUUUGUAUAACUAUUGUUCCGAAUAUGGCACAAUCGAAAGUAUGCAUCAUUAUUGUUUGAAUGAACAGUCACACUUUAUUCUCGUGGAAUUUAAAGCAGUGAGUGCAAUGGAAAGACUUCUAAAUCAGUGUUGCCACUUGAAUGAAAGCCACAUAAUACCAACAAGGACUCCGUACCUAUGGUUUCGUUCAAAGUCGCCUAGAAAGAAGCAAGCAAGAACAGGCGAGUCAGAUGUGCCAAUACUUAAACAUCAAUACGGAACCGCAAUACCAACAGAUAAAGACAUUAAAAAUUUAUUGCAAGGAGCAAAAUCCUUGUCAGAGCAGAUAGAUGUGUUGUAUAGUGCAACUCAUUUAAACGAUGUGGGAGAAAGACUGCGGUUUCUAACCGCUCGGCAGAUAGAAAUAGCUCUCUGUGGACCAUUUCCUAACGUAGAAGCUCUUCCUUUUGGAUCAUCGGUGAAUGGGUUUGGAAGAAUGGGCUGUGACCUUGAUAUAGUCUUACAGCUGGACAGUGAUGACAGUCACGAAAAAUGGGAAGAUUGUCGUCUGGUGUUCCAAGCCAAAACGUCUUCUCCUAACGGACGUGCAUCCACACAACGGCUAAUGGAAACUGUAGGUGACAUGUGUCAGUUGUUCCUCCCAGGUGUAACGGGAGUUAAACGGAUUUUACAAGCGCGAGUGCCAAUUGUCAAAUUUCAACAAGAUCUCACAGGUAUUGAGUGUGAUUUAUCAGCCUCGAAUGCAUUUGCAGUCCAGAUGAGCGAACUGCUUUACAUCUUGGGUUCUCACGAUGUAAGAGUGCGUCCUCUAGUGUUUGCCGUUCGUGCUUGGGCCCGCUAUGUAGGACUGACGAACCCUGUACCAGGCAGAUGGAUCACAAACUUCUCACUCGUUCUUAUGGUGCUGUACUUCCUCCAACAGAGGUCGCCUCCAAUAUUGCCAGCACUUGAUAAACUAAGUAUGUCUUCCACUGCAUUGAAUUUAAACAACUUGGAUGCCAGAUCUGCUAUUGUGGGGUCUGACCAUGAAGAUAUCCCCUCGGAACAGGAUAAUCGUGUUGAGACUGUAGGAAUAAUGUUUACAGAAUUCCUUGCAUUCUAUUCUUCGUUUGAUUUUAACAAUUUAGCUAUCAAUCUUUUAACAUCAGCCAACACUAUAAAGCCAGAACAUUCACCUCUUUACAUUGUAAAUCCUUUGCAGCCAAACUUAAAUGUAAGUAAAAAUGUUGGGCCAGAAGAGGUAGAAAAACUUCGUAUGGAGCUGAGGAAUUCUGCAUGGUUGUUAGAAUCUGCUGAUGUAACACCAACUUCUGACAAAAGUGUUCCUUGGGGCUUAUUGACAUUUUUCAGAGAAAAUCACCACAGUAAAGAACAAAGGUCAUUUGCCCCUCCAGUAAGCAAACGUAGGAGAGUGUCCAUAAACAAAUUAUUCUUGGAAGAAACAAGGUAGCGCUAGCAAAAAUUUUCAGUUGAAAAGUAGAUUUUUUUAACUAAGAAAACUAUUGUGUAUGGAAAGAGAGAUUUAAAUUUUUUGCCUUAUUCUGUGUGUGGCAAUCUGUAAAAUUAAAAUUGUGAAUUGCAAUGUAGCUUAUUUUUGCUCAAAAUUAUUGUAUAUUGCUAAUGUCAAUAAAUUUGAUCAUGAGUA
Molecule: messenger RNA, 2191 nt
Organism: Schistocerca americana (American grasshopper)
Lineage: Eukaryota; Metazoa; Arthropoda; Insecta; Orthoptera; Acrididae
Product: poly(A) RNA polymerase, mitochondrial-like
Exons: 1
Coding region: 320-1996 (558 amino acids)
Biological process (GO): mitochondrial mRNA polyadenylation
Molecular function (GO): poly(A) RNA polymerase activity
Source: RefSeq, a predicted model, not a curated record